Aspergillus pseudotamarii is the source of this 726-nucleotide messenger RNA. Its product is annotated as Cloroperoxidase. Bases 1 to 726 code for a protein of 241 amino acids. The record is from RefSeq and is a predicted model, not a curated record. Gene Ontology annotation, molecular function: peroxidase activity. Lineage: Eukaryota; Fungi; Ascomycota; Eurotiomycetes; Eurotiales; Aspergillaceae. The transcript is spliced from 3 exons.
AUGAAGACUUCUACACUUACUCUACUUGCUUUUGCAGCCUCUGGUCUGGCAUUCCCGGAUCCUGGUGGUCAUGAGUUUAGUGCCCCAGGGCCGUUUGAUACAAACCACGGCUAUCUCCCGCGCGACGGCAAGAACCUGGAUUACGAAAUGAUCAACAAAGCUGCGCAAGCAGCAUACAACUUCGAGUCGGGCUUUUAUAUAGACGCCGUUAAUAUGGUUUUCGAAUUUAAUAUCUCCACCACAAAUCGACCUAAUGAAACUUUCCAUCUUCGCGACCUCGCUAGGCACGAUACAAUUGAAGCGGACGGCUCGCUUACUCGCAACGAUAUUUACUUUGGAGACGAUCUCCACUUCGAUGCCACCGUUUGGAGUCCUGUUGCGAAGGAUCUCGGGUUGGAUCAUGACCGAUAUGUUGACCGCUUCGUCACGGUCGAUACGGCAGCUAAGGCUACUAAAAACCGCUAUGGUCUUGCGAUGAGUGCCAACCCGCAAUUCAAUGCUUCUGCGCUUUGGAAACAGUUUCAAUACGGGACUACUGCACUUUAUCUUCUGACCCUAUGGGACAAUGAUCACAAUGCUGUGCCAAAGCCAUGGGUCCAAGCCUUGAUGGGCGAGGACCGGAUUCCAUAUAGAGAAGGAUAUACGAAGGGAAAUGUGACAAAAACUGGCAAGCGGCUUCAGGCCAUGAACAAGGCGGUACGGGAUGCAGUCGGGUUGAAUUCUUGA